Molecule: messenger RNA, 1761 nt
Organism: Hevea brasiliensis (rubber tree)
Lineage: Eukaryota; Viridiplantae; Streptophyta; Magnoliopsida; Malpighiales; Euphorbiaceae
Product: lanC-like protein GCR2
Exons: 7
Coding region: 235-1548 (437 amino acids)
Biological process (GO): peptide modification; carbohydrate metabolic process
Cellular component (GO): plasma membrane
Source: RefSeq, a predicted model, not a curated record
AAAUUAAAUUAAGCUUAUAUAAAAAUAUGAAUGAAUCGAAUUUAAUUUAUGAACUGAAGAAAGAACGCGAUGUAAUGUAAGGUGAAAAAAAGUAAAUAAUGAAAUGAUGGGCCAUGUUCUGAAACCUUAAUCAAUUAACAGAAAAUGUAAGAAGAAGAAAGCUCUAGAGAUCAAAUAGAAUAGAGGAUCUCUCCUCGUACUGUAAACGCAACUCAACUACACAGCCACACAGGUAUGGCUGAUCGUUACUUCCCUAACGAAAUGCCACCCUAUCUACCAGAAACUACAACAGCAGCUUCGGACGAAGCUGUAACCGAAACAAGCAAAGACUUCCUCGCGAAACUCCUUUCUCUUCCCUACUAUACGCUUUCUGAGAGACUCAAAACAUCAGCCUUGGAGCUCAAACGCAUGGUGGUGAUGGAGACAUGGGGAUUGAGUGGCAAGCGCGUGCAUGACUAUACUAUUUACACGGGAGCACUAGGGACUGCUUACUUGCUCUUUAAAGCUUACCAGGCUACCAACAAUGAAAAUGAUCUUAAAUUGUGCUCUGAAAUUGUCAAGGCUUGUGAUUCUGCUUCUAGAGAUUCUGGGCGUGUGACAUUUAUAUGCGGGCAUGCUGGUGUUUGUGCUCUUGGUGCUGUUGUUGCAAAGCAUGCUGGUGAUGAAAGGCUACUAGAUCGCUACUUAACACAGUUUAAAGAGAAGAUCAAACUUCCUAGUGAUUUGCCAUAUGAGUUGUUGUACGGGAGAGCAGGGUUCUUGUGGGCCUGUUCAUUUCUCAACAAGCAUAUUGGUAAAGAAACCAUAUCUACUGCCCGCAGAAGAGCAGUUGUGGAGGAAAUAAUUAAGGCUGGGAAAAGAUUGGCACACAGAGACAAAUGCCCAUUGAUGUAUGAAUGGCAUGGAAAAAAGUACUGGGGUGCUGCCCAUGGAUUGGCUGGGAUCAUGCAUGUUUUGAUGGACAUGGAACUGAAACCGAAUGAAAUAGAGGAUGUCAAGGGUACACUACGCUACAUGAUUAAAAACCGUUUUCCCAGUGGUAAUUAUCCUUCAAGUGAAGGAAGUGAAUCCGAUCGUCUCGUGCAUUGGUGUCAUGGUGCUCCUGGGGUUGCUCUUACCCUUGUGAAAGCGGCUGAGAAAAAAAAAAGGGAGAUUCAAGAAGUUGCAGUUCCAUUUUAUGGAUGGCUGUCCAGUUUUUGCAUAAAUAAAGUUUUUGGAGACCAUGAGUUUUUGCAAGCUGCUCUCGAUGCAGGGGAGGUGGUUUGGAACCGGGGUCUCCUCAAGCGAGUUGGCAUGUGUCAUGGCAUCAGUGGAAAUACCUACGUUUUUCUGUCACUAUACCGAUUAACUGGUAAUGUGGAGUAUUUAUACAGAGCUAGAGCAUUUGCAUGCUUUCUACAUGAUAGAGCACGAAAACUUAUAUCAGAGGGGAAGAUGCAUGGAGGUGAUCGACCCUAUUCCCUAUUUGAGGGUGUUGGAGGAAUGGCUUAUCUCUUUUUUGACAUGAUUGAACCAUCUGAAGCCAGGUUUCCUGCUUAUGAACUUUAAUCCUGCAACUCAACAGUUAAUGAGAAAGUAGAUGUGAAUAUUCCUUUAGUUUAUGAAACUUGAUGCUGUUUGUAUAAAUUUUCAAAGAUUUAGCUUCUUGAAAAUUUUGCUCUAGCAUUUUAAUUUACUUAUUUGCAUGAGCAUAUUGUUGAGAUAUGUGACUGCGAUUAUGCGAAGGGAAUAAAUAAAUAAAUGAAACUCACAUUGGAAGGA